Anisakis simplex (herring worm) is the source of this 327-nucleotide messenger RNA. NCBI's taxonomy places the organism in Eukaryota, Metazoa, Nematoda, Chromadorea, Rhabditida, Anisakidae. The record is from the annotation of a GenBank genome assembly.
AUGAUUAAGAAGAAGAAUAAGGAGGGUAGUAGCAGCAGCACGCAAUCGAGUUUCUUCUCUGCGUUUCAACAACAACAACCAACGACUCGACUCCACUCCACUCAACUCGAAUCAGCAGCACCACCUUCGUUCAUCAACGCCGUCCAUAAAUAUAACACCGUCAUCAACACCAGUCGCGAGCAAUCAUCCGACUCGCCUCCUCAUACAACCCGUCCGUCCGUCUGUCCAACCGUUCAACCGUCCGUCCGUACUACGUCCAGUUCGUUCUCACAUCUCCACCCACCACACCCCGUUCUUCUUAACAUGCCGCUCAUUCUUAAAACAUGA